Messenger RNA from Caenorhabditis bovis, 1938 nucleotides. Lineage: Eukaryota; Metazoa; Nematoda; Chromadorea; Rhabditida; Rhabditidae. The record is from the annotation of a GenBank genome assembly.
AUGGUUACGUCUGAAGAAAACAGACGAGAUAUAGACAUUGAGGACGAAAAUGUGUUUUGGAAUUUCAUUCAUGAAAAAAUUGUUGUGAAGAAAGAAUUUGAUGUCGUGAAUUUCUCUUUGUGGGAAAACUUCAAAGCGAUGCAAAACCCAACGUGGACUGUUGAAGAACUUGACGAAUAUUACAAUGAUGUAAUGAAAGAUUGUUUGUACAAAGCAGAAAUUGACAGAAAAAUUAUUCUUGAAUUAUAUCAGCACUUGAAAUUACCGUUGGACGAUCAUGCAGAGAAAUUACUAGAGAAAGACAUUCCUGCAAUUAUUCGCCGAAAUGCGCGAAAAGAAGUUGUCCGUUUUCGUAUAGUCGGAGAGCACCAAACAGCUCCAGCGCCUCAACGUACCGUAUCCCGCUCUCAAUUACUAAUUCAAAAUCCUCCCGUUGCAAAAACGACCCCUACUACAUUAGUUUCUAAUGCUGAAAAAUCGCCAUUGGAAACACCGGCUCCGUCACGACAAUCUUCUCCAGUCAGUGUUUGGACUAAUCAGCCGAUUGAGAAACGGGAAAAAGAUAUCGAAGAGCCGCGAUCGAGCAAUUCGUCAAGUCCAAAACGAGAGGUUAUCGAUAAUGAAGAUGAUGGAUAUAAAGAACUUGUAUAUAGGUUUACCAAACCAAAAAGAAGUGGUUUUACCUGUGAAGAUCAUCGAAAAAUGUGGAUGCACAUUUAUAAGGAAGCAUUCACAUCAAGUGGUCACUUGAAAGAUGUUUUCGAGUCUCCAAAAGGAUUGAUUCUUUGGAGGAAGUAUAUCGCACUAAAUCAGUGUUCAAAGUCGGACUCAAACCUUGCAUCACACUACCGUAAAGUCAUGCGAUUUAAUCUUCAUCGUGCUAGGUUGGAUCGAGAUAUUCUCCUCAAAUUAUAUGAUGUUGUUGAUAUUCCAUUGCCGAUGGAUGUAAUCAAAGAAUUGGAGCACCGGUUUUCAAUUAAAGUCAACGUUCAAGAUGGAAGAUUGUAUAGUUGGACUGAAGUCGUUGAAGAAAAAAAAGCGGAUGAGAAGGAGAAAGAAGAAAAAGAAGAAGACAGUGAUGACACAGUGCCUUUGUCGAAGGAGAUGGAGGAUGACGGACCAGAAAAUCUCCAAAAUAGAAACAGUUCGACUACCAACACAAGUAAGAAGACUCCAAAAAGACGUUUGAGUUCUACGGAAAAAGAUCACGAGAAAACAUCGACCUCGUCACCUAAUAAAGAAGAGAGCAAGAGAAAACGGUCGCAGCUGCCGGAAACUCCGAAAGGCACUGAUACGAUUGAAGUGGGAAAAACAAGUAGUUCAGGAGUAUUCCAAACAAGAGAACCAUCGCGUAUAUUGAAUUGGAAAGCACCAUCCCCACAGCUAAAUGGCGAUGACGAAAAUGGCAACAACAAACGAAAAAGAAGAUCGUCGCAGAUUCUCGAAUCUCAAAGUUUGUCUGAAAAGAAAAGAAAUGAUCAAAAUGAUGAGUAUUCUGAAACGUUGGAGGUGAUGAUUGGAAGUUGUGAUAGCCAAUUGUCGGAUAGUAGCACAUUUGUAUGCGAUAUCAAGUCGGAGCCGCCUUCGGAAUAUUCUAUAAUCUCGGAAAUUCCGGAAAUAUCAUUGAGUGAAAUAAAAGAGAGAGAGAUGAGUCUUAACAAAGAACUAGGCGAAAAACUUUUGAAACAGGCAUUGGAGCUGGCGGAUCGAAUGAAUAUCAAUCGCGAAGAUGCUUUAAAGGUUUACACGAAAUUGUGCAACGAAUUGAAAACAGAACAAUUUCUGUUAGAACCAAGCGAUUUCGAGAGUUUCGUGAAAGCAAUGAAUUUUUCUGAUGAUCGGGAAUUAGUGGAAUCGGCGGAAAAUGUCAUACAACAAGCAAGCAAAGAAGCGUGGAAUUUGGUUUGUAACAGCACACUUCUUGAAUGGAUUUUAUAG